Messenger RNA from Vicia faba (fava bean), 3141 nucleotides. The record is from the annotation of a GenBank genome assembly. NCBI's taxonomy places the organism in Eukaryota, Viridiplantae, Streptophyta, Magnoliopsida, Fabales, Fabaceae.
AUGACUAGGGCUAUUCGGAAUAGGGUACUCAAAGAUGCUAAUGGUGAUAUUAGUGAUCAUUUACGCAACCACAUUCAUUUAACAAAUUGUAUUCACUUGAAGAACCAUAUGCAUAAAAACAGUCCAAUACUCGCUGAUAGGUCUAUUAUGAGAGACCUUGUUGUGCUUCAAAGAUCGCGGUCUCUUCGGGACCCUUCUGCGAGUCCUCCGUCAUGGCAUUCUCCUUCUGUGGUUGACUUGCUUUUCAAAAGAGGAGAAAAUGAUGGUGUGAAUCAAGGGGGGAGGAGGUCCCUUGGUGUUGAUAGUCGGAAGGAAGGUAGGAGGUUGUCUGGAAUUGGAAACUCCCCACCGUUGGUGAGUAAAGGUACAUCGAGAGUUGCUCCAGGCGAGGCUAGUAGGGGUAACGAUGCAGUGCCGGCGGCAACUAGUGAACGGAGUAGCAGGAGUGGAAUCGGGGAUGGGAGGAGAGUUGGGAGAGAAGAAUCUGGCAGGAAGAGUAAUAGGCCUGAUUAUUUGGAAGUUAUCAGUCAAGAGCAACUUCUUCACGAGGCUGGAAAAAGUUUGGCGGAAGAUAUUGUUUCGAGGCAUUCUCAAUCUUUGGAGAGAAAGAGUAGACAGCGGGGAAAGAAUGUUCGAGAAGUUCAAGUUAAGACUCUUUCUGAACAGCUGAAUGAUGUUCCUUUGGAUAGUGAUGAUUUGGCAUCAUCAAACAUUCAUUUUCGGGCAAGGUUUCCAAGACAAGAGAAAAUUGUUGAGGCACAACAGGCCAGCAUGCGCAAUCAUGGAAAUGGAAUGAAUAGGACGAAAAGGCGAAAAUUCCGAAGUGCGAGAAGAGCUCGGGUUGCUACAACAUCAAGAGAUAUUGGAGCCGAGAAUGAAUUGUCCGUGGCUUCAAACUCAUUAGCUGAGGGUUCAGCUCACCAGAAAUAUCACUCGGAGGAGGUCAAUGAUUAUGCAAAUGAUAAUGUUACUAGAGCACCCAAAAAUGGGUGUGGCAUGCCUUGGAAUUGGUCCAGAAUUCAUCAUAGAGGUAAAUCUUUCCUUGACAUUGCUGGAAGAAGUUUGUCCUGUGGUUUAUCUGACUCAAGGUUAAAGAAAGAGGCACUUCCUUUACUAGUUGACGCAUCUGGAUCUCAUGGAAGCACUGAAAAUGCUUGUUGGGGCCGUGGUUAUUCAGGCGAACUAUGUAUUUAUGGUGACAAUUUAUUGAAGCAAGAUAUCGAUUCUGAUCUUGCUUCUGAAGCUAGAUCUGGUAGCCAACAUAAUAAGUUGAGACGGAAUCAUCAUAGUAGACACCAAAGUUUAACACAAAAGUAUAUUCCACGAACCUUCAGAGACAUGGUUGGACAGAAUUUAGUGGCACAAGCUCUUUCAAAUGCAGUGAUGAGACGGAAAGUUGGAUUGCUGUAUGUGUUUUAUGGUCCCCAUGGCACCGGGAAAACUUCCUGUGCUCGCGUAUUUGCAAGAGCUUUGAAUUGCAGUUCGUUAGAACACCCAAAACCUUGUGGCUUUUGCAAUUAUUGCGUAGCACAUGAUAUGGGAAAGAGUAGAAAUAUAAGGGAAGUUGGUCCAGUCAGUAAUUUUGACUUUGACAACAUCAUGGAUCUACUCGACAAUAUGACUGUUUCCCAGCUUCCGUCGCAGUACAGAGUGUUUAUUUUCGAUGAUUGUGAUGCUCUAUCGGCUGAUUGUUGGAAUGCUAUAUCCAAGGUGUCAAAAAUUCUUUUUCCCAAAGUUGAAGGAUUCAGAUAUUACGGAUCGUUGAGAGACGCCGAGAUGACACUUGAACAACUUAGUUUGCUUGGGCAGAGAAUUUCCGUUCCUCUAGUUCAAGAAUUGGUUGGGCUUAUCUCUGAUGAAAAGUUGGUGGAUCUGCUUGAUUUGGCAUUAUCUGCGGACACGCUUGCUACGGUAAUUACAGAUAUACUUGCCGGGACCUAUGAUUUCGCUAAAGAAAGGCGAAGAAGGAAGUUCUUCCGAAGACAACCAUUGUCCAAAGAAGAUAUGGAAAAGCUUCGUCAAGCUCUAAAAACUUUAUCUGAGGCGGAGAAGCAGUUAAGAAUGUCUAAUGACAAGCUAACCUGGUUGACAGCUGCGUUGCUUCAACUUGCUCCUGACCAGCAGUAUGGGUUACCGACUUCAUCUGAUAAUAGCUUCCACCAUAGUCCCUUUGCUCUAAACAAUGGAAAUGUGAUGAAAGAAGCUACUAGAAACACCAGUAAUCCUGUUGAAAUUCCUAAUAGAACAAGACGAAAAUCAAUGGAUGCUAGAAUAGAAAAUUCUAUUGCUGGAAAUUCGACAGAUAGAAGACAUAGCGUUUCUGGUUUUCCUCCUCAACAUACUUGUUCACAUUCCACUGAUAAGACUAGGAUAAAUGAAAGGCAGAAUUCGGAUAAAAACCGCAAAGAAAUCGAAGAAAUAUGGUUAGAGGUGCUAGAGAGGAUUAACUAUCCUGGUCUCAAAGAGUUUUUGUAUAAAGCAGGAAAGCUGAUCUUCAUUAGUUUUGGGGCAGCUCCAACUGUGCAACUAAUGUUUAACUCUCAACUUUCAAAAUCUACGGCUGAGAAGUUCACUGGUCACAUCUUACAAGCAUUUGAAUCUGUCCUUGAAUCUUCUGUAACCAUAGAAAUUAGAUGUGAAUCAAAUAAAGAUGCAGACUUGCCUCUUGUAUUGCCUGCUAUCAAUGAUGGUUCAUCUCAGAUACGAGACUUAAUUGAUGUUGGCACUGAGAAGAGAAGGGGUGAAAUCAUAGAAGAAGACGAAGAAGCCUCUCAUAUGGAGCACAAGAAUAUUGAACAGCAGGGUAUGGGACAAGUGUCAAUGUCUCAAAAAACACCGAUUGCUGUGUCACAUAGUCAAAGUCGAAGUCUUGUAAGAAGUAAGGUAUCUCUUGCUCAUGUAAUCCAGCAGGCAGAAAGUCAACGAAGUGGGUGGUCAAAACGCAAAGCAGUUUCUAUUGCUGAAAAGCUCGAACAAGAGAAUCUGAGACUGGAGCCAAGAUCAAGGAGCUUGCUAGGCUGGAAAGCAUCUAGAGCAACUCGUCGGAAGCUGUCACGGUUGAAAAUACGAACCCGAAAAACACGCGCAUUGCUGAAUCUUAUCUCAUGUGGACAAUGUCUCUCCACAAAAUCUCCCAGGUAG